GACCUAAAUGAUAACUGGACGGGGUUGCACUCUAUUUGACAAAUAACAGAAUGUAUCGUGAGUUCAACCAGAAAGCCAUAAGGUGAAGUCCAUCGCGAUUCUUCGGAAUGGUUCGCGAGGUGCUGACAGCAGACGACGAGCUGGUGAUGGCCGAAAGCCACGACAGUUGAUCAAAACGGAGCGCCUCAAGUUGUAGUCACUUCUAUUGUUCUUGUGUUGAACACAGUCGAUGGGGCUUGAAUUCAGGCGCCGAGACUACAGAGCCGAGGAGCAGGCCCGCCCUCUCCAGAGAACGCGUGCUGAUACUCACCCUCUCUCCGCUUCUUCUUCACCUCUCCAGGUGGAAGAAUCUAGAAGUGGAAAAGAUGAUUUCUGCGAUCCGCUUAGAGCAAGUGAUUGGUCGAUGGCAAUGUCUUCCAGUGAUGUACACCGUGAAGAUGUUAGUACUGAGGCAACAGCGCCCUCUCAACUGAGAACGAGGAAGGAAUGGAUUUCUUUUAAGAAAAUGUUGAUGCAACGGUUUCCCGUGUCUAAAACAUCACCAAUAUCAGUGGCAUCUGGUGUGCUCGUGAAAGGUAACAAAGCAAUUGAGAAAUCAUCAAAAGAUUUGCAUUCUGGAGAGUUGGAUGAUGACAAAAAUUUCGAUGACGAAGAUGUUAAAGUGAUCGGUCAACAGGAGUGUUUGUCAAAGUUGCAGGGACUGAAAGAUGAAAUUAAUCAGUCUUGGUGUGCUGAUGAUCGUGUAACGUCUUUAAGGUUGUCAAUAAAGGCUGUGAGGUUUCUAAUGGACUCAUCUGCAGUUCAGAUUUAUCCAACUCUUUUUGUUUUAGCAACUGAUAUAAUGGACAUGCUUGGUGAUCUGGUGUGGAACCGCAUCAAGCAAAAAGCAGGGAUCACUGAAGAAAACUUCAAAACUGGUGAAAUAUGCUUCGAUGCCAAAGGAACCUGCAAUAACUGGUUCUGCAAAGUUGGUUCUGUUCGGGAGCUACUUCCUCGCAUCUAUUUAGAACUUGCAAUAUUACCUUGCUGGCGCUUCAUUGAUGACCAUCCUGAGAAUAUCCUUAAACGCUUGUUGGAGAUGACUAGAGGCAUUGCUGAUCCACUGGCAUCGGCUUAUUGUCGCCUAUACUUGGUUCAAUGCUCUCAAAGACUAUCCCAGCAUGAUACAGGUUUUCUUAUCGCUUGCGUUAAUGAUCUGAAACUGCUACUCGUUCACUUCAUACCUGCAAGAGAAGCCGUGAAUGGGAAUCUUUCUCGAAAUAGUGAAUUACUGCUUACUUUGGUUGAACCUGCUAUUGAGUAUAUCAUAAGAUGCUUAUUCAAGGAUCUAAAAAAGAUGGAAAUUAGUAAAAUGCUUCUUGCACUUGGAAUGUCGAGGAACCCGUCAAUCUCGUCUAAAAAUCAUUCAUCCAUAUCGGUUGUCCUUCAUUAUAUACUCAAGGAGCUUCCAGUUGAAUAUAUUUGUUCUAAUGCUGUAGAGUUGCUACAUCUUAUAGAGGCCACUGAUGAUAGGUCUUUUGAUCAGAUUUAUUCUUCACUGCAGGCUUUAAAUUUCAAAUUACUUGGACAUAGGCUAUGUGAAUUGGUAUCUGAACUGAGUGACGUCCACUUAUUGGUCAAUAAAAUUAUCCAGGUUCUAUUUUGUUAUGCAAAUCUUCAUGCAUACUUGAUGGUUGCGGAUGCUUAUUUGGAUAUAAUCUUGGAGAACCAUUUGGGCAUGAUCCUAAAUGUAGUACUGGAUGGAAUAUUGGAACGUGCGAGGGACGAAAAAAUUGGUGAAAACGAGUUGGUUAUACUGCAGUCAGUUUUCUUGAAAAUUCUUACUCAUUUUGGCGACAUAGAGAAAAUAUUGUCACUGAACCAUUUUGUUGACAUCUUAGAUUUGAUGCAUGGGAGCGCAAGAAACUCUAUCAGUGUGCACAUGCUUAAUAUGGCAACCAGAAAUGGUGAAAUUCAAGAUCCGAUCAUCAUUGAGGUGCUACUUGAAGUUGCUCAGGCCUUAUACGAUGGCUUAGACUUCUCAAAUAUGAGAAAGGAUGAGUAUCAGCAUCCAUCUCGAUUGAUUUCCCGUUUUGUAUAUAUGGUUGACCACGGGACGGAGGUGGAGUGCCAUUUGAGGUUCCUUGCCCAAUGUCGUGGAGCUUUUUCUAGCAUUAGUGAACUCCAGGAGAAUCUUGUUCAUUCCAGCAAUAACUUAGCCGUUAGAGCAAUGAGAGAUGGAAAUAGUAGCAUCAGCUUUGUCAAAUCAUGUCUGGCGUUUAAUGAUGUCACAAUACCUGCUAUUCCAACUAACUUAAGGCAGUUGAACUUAUAUAUUGAAACAGCAGAGGUAGCAGUGCUGGGUGGCUUUGUUUCUCAUCUAGAUGGGCUUUUAAAUGCAGCAGUCAAUUGCUUGCAAAUGAAUGAUCCAGACAAUGUUAUGCAGAUGGCAGAAGAUGGUGAUGGAACCAUUUCAUUAAUAUGUAAGUUAUGCGGCAUGUUGGUGAUGGUUCCAGGUGGUCUUGAACAAGAAGUAGCCUACAUUCCCAAGCGUUUGUUGUCUUUCCUAGACUCCCAAGCAUGGGUAUUGCCGAGAAUGAAGGCCAAGGUAUUAUCUGCAAUUGUUUUCUUGUCUGCAGCACUAUCCCAGAAUCAACUGUUGUACCAUGCUGUGAGUGGAAAGGUUAUUUGUGACUACCAAUUAUUUGUUGGAAUAUCAUCCUAUCAUCAAGAACUGUUGUCGUUGUCUGGUAUUGCUCUUCAGGGAAUUGUAAAUAUUGUGAUGCAAGAGUCUUCUAAGGUGCGAGGAAAAUUGGCUCUCGAAAGUUGUAACUGUGUAGCUUCAUCCUUUAUGGUUAGUAAACAGAUAAAAUUUGAUGGUAUUCUAUUUAACCAUGUAAGAAACUGCAAUGCCUAUGUUCUUGGUUUUCCAAAAAUAGAGAUGUGCCUGGAAAACUUGUGCUUUCGCAUUUUUCAUCCAUGGAAACAAAUUCUGCUUGUGUCCCAUAUGUUUCCGUCUAGUGUGGAUUUCCACCAUUACCCCUAGUCUGCCCCAUUUUCUUUCCAAGUUGUUUCCUUAGAUUAACCUGGUAUGUGCAUGUAGCGCAAAACUUGAAUUUUGAUAGAUGGCCAUGCGUGAAAAAAUGGUGUUGCAUAACUAUGUAUGUUACUUGGUAUAUAACUAAGAGGAUGUUUGGCUAAGCUUAUUUUAAAGAGCUUAUAAGUUCUUGGAGCUUAUAAGAUGUAGUUUCUUAAGAGCUUAUAAAUUGUUAAAGUGUUUGGGUAAUUGAGCUUAUAAGCUAGAGAAAGAUUUUUAAGUUAGUGUAAGAAAAUUUUUGUUAGAGAGAAAAUCGAAUAAAAAUGAAAUUAGAAUGAUAUAUGAUGAAAGUAAGAAAUUAUAAUUGAGUCAUUUUUAUUAAAUGAGUGUUGCUUAUAAGAUAAUAAUAAGAAAAUAAGUUGGAGUAAAGUAAUUUAUUUUUUGGGAGCUUAUAAGCUCUUAUAAAGCAGUUAUAAGCUGUUUAGGUGUCAAACACUUUGAAAGAGCCUAUAAGGUGUUUUAAAGAGCUUAUAAGCUCAGCCAAACACCCUCUAAGUCUGCUAAUUUGAUUAUUUUUAUACGCAAAACAGAGAGACAGACUAGCAAGCAUGCAAGUAUUUGUAGGCUAUUGUCUCUGUGAUGUGAAACCUUGUAUAAUCAUACUUGUAUAUGUAUAUAUAUUUGCUUAUUUUAUUUUCACUUAAUGCACUUUUAGGUGUCUGACGAAACAUUAGAAGUAUGCUCCAAGUUGGUGGAAAUAGCCAAGUCAUGCUACAGUGCGGACGACAAGUUUCUACAAUCUACGUUACGUUUUUUAGAUGCUUCCCAGUUCCAUUUGUAGUGUAGUUUUGGACUGGAAUCAGGUGUAUGAUUUUCAUAGCUGGAAGCCUUGUAUAUUGUUGUAUGAUUUGUCUGUCAAAAUCCGGAGAAAGCAACAGUUGAUGGUUAUUGAAACUACACAGAACACUAGGCAUCACUGACAUUGUUUUUGCAAAGGAAAUUUUUUUUCAAUAAACAAUUAACCAUAGCAUUUAUUUAA
Salvia miltiorrhiza (redroot sage) is the source of this 4055-nucleotide messenger RNA. RefSeq lists its product as uncharacterized. The record is from RefSeq and is a predicted model, not a curated record. The coding region runs from base 230 to 3025 and encodes 931 amino acids. Gene Ontology annotation, cellular component: endosome. Gene Ontology annotation, biological process: endocytic recycling. Lineage: Eukaryota; Viridiplantae; Streptophyta; Magnoliopsida; Lamiales; Lamiaceae. The transcript has 22 exons.